Messenger RNA from Ornithodoros turicata, 3021 nucleotides. RefSeq lists its product as uncharacterized. Gene Ontology annotation, biological process: proteolysis; DNA integration. Lineage: Eukaryota; Metazoa; Arthropoda; Arachnida; Ixodida; Argasidae. The record is from RefSeq and is a predicted model, not a curated record. Bases 1 to 3021 code for a protein of 1006 amino acids. Gene Ontology annotation, molecular function: aspartic-type endopeptidase activity; nucleic acid binding. The transcript has 5 exons.
AUGCAACAAGACUUGGACCUAACUAACCUGCUCAAACAAGCCCGCCUCCUAGAAGAUGUAGACAAGUCUGCUACCAUUAUGGAGCAACAGAAAGAAACCGUCCAAGCAAAUUUUCGCCGGCAGAAGGGCCGCAAACAACGACAACAACAGCCUCAAGCGCUUUUCAAGAGCCCACCACAACAUUCACCACCAACUCAACAAACGGAGGGUGCGAACACGCGAGACCCAAACAGUCGUUGCCGACACUGCGGAGGAAAAUGGCCACAUCAAGGGGUCAAGGACUCUGACAGUGACGAAAAUGUGUUUGCUGUGGCAACAGUAUCGAGUACUUCUAAGCAGAACACACCUCAGGUCGCCUUAACAGUAAACGGCACCACCCUAAUGUUCACAAUUGACACAGGAGCCUCGGUGUCCGUAAUCAGCAGAGACACAUUUUGUCAGCUACGAGGAAAGCCGGAGAUAAAAAAGUCAAAUACCCGUGUCUACGCUUUUGGCUCCCAGCAACCGUUGCCAAUAAUUGGCAAGAUCUGUGCCGCGCUUUCCUACAAGGACAAGACAAGCACAGAGGACAUCUUCAUCAUUGAGAAAAGUGUGAGCUCGAUACUGAGUUUCACUGCAGCCACAAAUCUCGACCUCAUCAAAGUUGCAUACACAGUCGACAAAUCACAGUCGCCACUAGUCCAGUUUCCGAGCAUAUGCUCAGUGGUCGGAAAACUAAAAAACUUUCAGGUGCACUUACAGAUAGACAAGGAGGUAGCUCCAGUUGCACAGCCUUACCGCAGAGUACCAUUCGCACUAAGAAAGAAAGUGGAGGCAGAACUAGACCGGCUGCUUGCUUUAGACAUUAUAGAAGUGGCAGAAGGUGCAACACCUUGGGUGUCUCCGAUCGUGAUAGUACCAAAACCAAGAAACCCUGAGGAGAUCAGACUCUGUCUUGAUAUGCGUUGCGCAAACAAAGCCAUUGUGAGAGAGAGACAUGUCUGCCCGACAGUGGACGACAUCAUCACUACACUGAAUGGAGCAACAACAUUCACAAAAUUAGACUUGCGAAACGGCUACCACCAACUAGAGCUUGACCCUGAAUCCAGAGUGAUCACGACCUUCGCAACCCACGUUGGAUUGUUCCGAUACAAAAGACUGAUGUUUGGCAUUAACACAGCUGCUGAGAUUUUUCAGGACGCCAUUAGACAAACACUGAGUGGCAUCCCCAGUGCCAUCAACCUCAGUGAUGACAUUCUAGUUUUCGGAAAAACUCAAGCCGAGCAUGACAUUGCUCUCCACAACACCCUAGGAAGACUUCAUGUCACUGGGGUGACCAUAAAUGUAAGCAAAUGUUCCUUCAGCCAGCCCGAACUGCGCUUCUUCGGAUACCCCUUCUCAGCAGCAGGCAUAUCCCCCGACCCCUCAAAAGUGGAAGCAUUUUGCCAGCUACAGCCACCUACGGACGUUCACGAACUCAGGAGCCUCCUUGGAACUAUAAACUUCUGUGGCAGAUUUAUUCCCAACCUGACUGAUCUAACUCACCCUUUGAGGAGCUCCCUGGACAUCAUAGAUGCAUCACCCAGAGGCCUCGGCGCCAUACUUUCACAAGACAAAAAUGGAAAACGUGAAAUAGUGGCUUAUGCAAGCAAAACACUCACGCCAGUUGAAACACGGUACACGCAGAUUGAGAGGGAACUCCUAGCAGCCGUGUGGGAUCACAAACCGUUAGUGUUCAUUCUCAAAAACCGUCGAGCAUCCCCAUCUGCCAGACUUGAAAGGCUUGCCCUGAAGCUAACACAGUACUCCUUCACCGUAGAACACACACGUGGGAUCAGCAUCCCAUCUGAUUAUUUGUCACGACACACGUUACAAGUAGUUACCCCAGCCACACCAAAACAUCAUCCAUUCAACGAAUAUGUCAACUUCCUGACACAACUUUGCGUCCCUCGCAAUAUGACCCUAGAGGAGAUUGUUCAGGAAACUUCACAGGAUGUGCCUCUUCAACAAGUAAUCAAGGCCUUAGACAACCCGUCCACGUGGUCCGAGAAGGCAGUGCAAGACUUCACCUCAGUCCGACAUCAACUGUCAGUGAGUGACCUAGGCCUCAUACUAAAGGAACACCAGCUCGUGCUACCCACUUCACUCCAACAACGAGUCAUCACACUAGCACAUCAGGGGCACGAGGGCAUCACGAAAACGUUAAAAUUACUUCGGAGCAAAGUGUGGUUUCCCCGGAUGGAAGAUCAAGUAAAAAGGAAAUUGAAAAACUGCCUACCCUGCCAAGCCACUGUUGUAAGACAUCAAAAAGACCCCAUAGAGGUCCCAUCAAAACCUGUGGUACCUUGUCUGUUCGGACUUCCCAAAAAAAUACACACCGAUAACGGACCCCCCUUCCAGUCUUACGAGUUCAGAACCUUCCUGCAAGACCACGGUAUAAAGCACCACAGAGUAACGCCCUAUUGGCCACAGGCCAAUGGCGAGGUGGAACGUUUCAUGCGUACUCUCAAACGAUUCGUGCAAGCAACAGUCAUCGAGGGAAAGGAGUGGACAAAGCAGCUUGGAAUUUUCCUUUCGGCUUACAGAGCCACACCUCAUGAGACCACGGGAAGAUCUCCUUAUGCCCUACUUUUCGGCAGAGAAAUGAACUUCGCACUACUUAGCUAUCUCGCCACAGAACCAGCACACGAAGAACACCACUUCAUAGACUUGCAACGCCGUAUCAUACGCAAGAAAUAUGCCGACAACAAGAGAAACACUUCUCCACACACGCUCAGUGUUGGGGACACGGUUCUCUGCAAGCGGGAACAGACAAACAAGACAUCGAGCGCAUAUGACCCUCUACCCUACCAGGUAACAUCUGUACAGGGCACUCAAGUCACAGCCAAGAGGCAAGGAAGCACCAUUAAAAGAAAUGCAAGCUUCUUCAAGCUAGUACCGAACCAUAUCAUCAGGACUCAACAACCCGAAGCUCACGAUGAUUUCCUCACUUGGAUGGCAAAUGCACCCGGGACAGACUUCUCUUUACCUAGUCACACGUGA